CGCGCAUUCAGUAGCACCGUAUGCGCUCUAGGGAACGAGGUGAUUUAAUCUCUGGUGUACACUUGAAGGAGAUACACUUUUGUCAUUUUAGUUGAAGUCCUCAUUGAGAAGACUGCUGUGAAAUUACUGGAUUUAAGAUUAAGAUCACUCCAGCUGAGUGAAACAUAAUCGUCUGGCUGUCUUCACACUAUAAAUCACCACAGAGGAAUUUUGCAGAAUGGGCAAGGACAGAAUUCACUGCUCCCUGUGUGGGAAGAGUUUUUUAACUCAGACUAUACUAAAAACACACAUGCGCAUUCACACAGGAGAGAAACCAUAUUGCUGUUCACAAUGUGGAAAGAGUUUUACACAACUAAGUCACUUAAAUAGACAUCAGCAUGUUCACUCAGGAGAAAAGCCAUAUCAGUGCUCACACUGUGGGAAGAGUUUUAGAGACAUGGCGGAUUUGAAAGUUCAUGAGCGCAUUCACACAGGAGAAAAGCGACAGUACUGCUCACACUGCGGGAAGAGUUUUAGAGACAUGCCGGAUUUAAAAGUUCAUGAGCGCAUUCACACAGGACUGAAGCCAUAUGUUUGCUCACACUGUUGGAAGAGUUUUACAAAUUUAAGUACUUUGAAAGUUCACGAACGCAUUCACACAGGAGAGAAACCGUAUCAGUGCUCAGACUGUGGGAAGAGUUUUGCGAAAACAAGUCAUUUAAAAAAACACCACCGUAUUCACACAGGAGAGAAGCACUAUCAAUGCUCACAGUGUGAGAAGAGUUUUGCACAUGCAAGUUAUUUAAAAAAACACCAACACGUUCACAUGGCACAGAAGCCGUAUCAGUGCUCACAAUGUGAGAAGAGUUUUGCAAAUGCAAGUCAUUUAAAAAGACACCAACACAUUCACACAGGAGAGAAGCCGUAUCAGUGCUCACAGUGUGAGAAGAGUUUUGCAAAUGCAAGUCAUUUAAAAAGACACCAACACGUUCACACAGGAGAGAAGCCAUAUCACUGCUCACACUGUGGGAAGAGUUUUGCACAGUCAAGUGCUUUAAGAACUCACCAACGCGUUCACACAGGAGAGAAGCCAUAUCAAUGCUCACAUUGUGGGAAGAGUUUUGCCAGUCUGAGUAUACUAAAAGUACACAUGUGCAUUCACACAGGAGAGAAACCAUAUUGCUGUUCACAAUGUGGAAAGAGUUUUACACAACUAAGACAAUUAAAGACACAUCAGCAUGUUCAUGCCGGUGAAAAGCCAUAUCAGUGCUCAGAGUGUGAUAAAAGUUUUGCUUGCAGUCGUUAUCUCAAAGAACAUGAGCGCAUUCACACAGGAGAAAAACGUCAGUACUGCUCACACUGUAGGAAGAGUUUUAGAGACAUGUCGGAUUUAAAAGUUCAUGAGCGCAUUCACAUAGGACUGAAGCCAUAUGUUUGCUCACACUGUUGGAAGAGUUUUACAAAUUUGAGUACUUUAAAUGUUCACAAACGCAUUCACACAGGAGAGAAACCGUAUCAGUGCUUAGACUGUGGGAAGAGUUUUGCGUAUUCAAGUUAUUUCAAAAAACACCAACGUAUUCACACAGGAGAGAAGCCGUAUCAAUGCUCACAGUGUGAGAAGAGUUUUGCGAAUGCAAGUUAUUUAAAAAAACACCAACACGUUCACACAGGACAGAAGCCGUAUAAGUGCUCACAGUGCGAGAAGAGUUUUGCAAAUGCAAGUUAUUUAAAAAUACACCAACAUAUUCACACGGGACAGAAGCCGUAUCAGUGCUCACAGUGUAAGAAGAGUUUUGCAAAUGCAAGUUAUUUAAAAAAACACCAACACGUUCACACAGGAAAGAAGCCAUAUCACUGCUCUACUGACAGAAUACAGACACAACAUGAUCAAGACGAAGUUACAAUUCUGUAAGCAACCGUUUGCAUACCUAUGGAGAGUAUUGAAUGGUACCAGUCAUAUGCUCUCACCAUUACAUGUGUUGGCGAUUUGUACUGCUCUUAAACCUCAGACGGUCGGUCAAAUGUUGUCUUUCUUGGGAAUGGUUGAUUAUAGUGGGCAAUGGAUUCAACUUUGCUUUGAAAGUAAUUUUGUGAGCUUUGAUUAAUUAGCAGCUUUUGAAAUGUUGAAGAAAGACCUUUGUACUGAUGGUGGUGGGGUGUGUGUGUGUGUGUGGAUGGGCUGCUAAGAGUCCUGCAACACCAGGUCGAGAGGAAGGUUGAGAUACUGAAAUCUGAGACUUGAAAACAGAAUUCAAGGUGAAGACAAUUGCUACUCACACUUUGCACUGAGGAAAGAUGAAAAAAGUCUAAGUAAGUCAGAGUUGGAGGUGGUGAAGAAAACCUCCCUGAGAUGAUAAAAAGAACCCUUGAUGGGAUCCGGACUCAAAGGGAAGCGAGCAUUAUCUAGGUGACACCUUAAUAUGCUUCACUCAUUCAGUUGCAAACAUUAUUGAUAUUUUAUACUUUUUCUGUUGAUUAUGGAUGUUAGUUUUUUAAUUAAAUGAAUUCAUGCAUUUACUAAUAUCCUAAACAUUAAUGUGAUAUUGCAAUUGUCAUUUUGUAUUUUUUCUAUGCUUGUUUCUAUCUAUACCAACAGAUAAACACUUGUAUACCCGAGUAUAUAUGUACUG
Tachysurus vachellii is the source of this 2609-nucleotide messenger RNA. Its product is annotated as zinc finger protein 658B-like. The record is from RefSeq and is a predicted model, not a curated record. The transcript is spliced from 3 exons. The coding region runs from base 218 to 1891 and encodes 557 amino acids. Gene Ontology annotation, biological process: regulation of cytokine production; regulation of immune system process; negative regulation of transcription by RNA polymerase II. NCBI's taxonomy places the organism in Eukaryota, Metazoa, Chordata, Actinopteri, Siluriformes, Bagridae.